AUGAUAAAAAAUGUACUAGGUGGGUGUAAGCAUUCCAUAGCACUCUUGAUGAGGCUUCACAGAAGGAGUGAAGAAGCUUCUCCAACUGAAGUUGCUUGUUACUGGGCAAAGAGUAAACUUUCCAAAGUUGAAACUUCAGUUAUAUACCUAACUUUGAAGGAUUUGGGAGCACAAGAAGAACUGAGCUCAGAUGAAGAAAGCUCACUUUUUUUACAGGAAGUUGUGAACCAAGGACUAGGACAUAAUGUUGAGAAACAACUGAAAACGAUUCCACGUGGAAUUUGUACUGAUGGUUAUUUCCAAUGCGCAAAUGAUACACUAUGCGUCCCUCAAAGUCAAAAUUGUGAUGGUGUAGCAGAUUGUCCAAAUGGUAGCGACGAAGAAGACUGUGAUGAUGAGCAUGAUGAUGAAUACUGGGAUCACUUGUACAGAAAAAAUCCUGCAGCAGAACACGAUGACUGGAACAAUAAAACGUGUUCUUUUUCAUAUAAUGGACCUUGCAAAUGUCGAAAAGAAGAUUUGCUUUGUAAGUACCAGAACUAUGACAAAGCUCCGGCCGAUCUACCAGCAGCUGAUAUAAAUAUUUUGGAUUUUACUGGAAAUAAUUUUAAAAAUUUGACCGUUGAUUCUUUAAAACAUGUUCCAGAUACAGUGGAAAAAUUGUAA
Molecule: messenger RNA, 666 nt
Organism: Diabrotica balteata
Lineage: Eukaryota; Metazoa; Arthropoda; Insecta; Coleoptera; Chrysomelidae
Source: the annotation of a GenBank genome assembly